Messenger RNA from Lentinula edodes (shiitake mushroom), 3727 nucleotides. RefSeq lists its product as uncharacterized. The record is from RefSeq and is a predicted model, not a curated record. NCBI's taxonomy places the organism in Eukaryota, Fungi, Basidiomycota, Agaricomycetes, Agaricales, Omphalotaceae. Bases 58 to 3663 code for a protein of 1201 amino acids. The transcript is spliced from 15 exons.
CCCUGUUACUCUCUCUUCGUUCUGCAGUUGGUGAAAAGACCUACGCGAACUCGAUGCAUGCGCAAAGGGAACAUGGCUCAUGAACAGGAUGCUUCUCUUCCUUCUGUCCUCUCAUCCGACCAAGGUGCUUCCGCUCCUUCCCCUCUUCCAUUGGCUACUGUUCCUGCUCCAUCCCCUGCACGAUUUAUCCGACACCCUCCGCGUAGUGGUACCUCCAAACCAGUACUCUCUGAUCCUUAUGCUUCUGCCACGACAAAUUUUACGACAAUAACGAAGAAUAAUCAUUAUGAAUUAACGACCUUGGAUAUAACAGAUUCAAUACCCCGUAGCGACACUUUGGUCUCCAACGGUUCUGAGGAUGCUGGUGAUGGGGCUGAGAAUUCGGAGUCUCAGAGCUUGCUGCUGCUUGAAAAGCAUUCCCUUUCCCAUUCUAUCAGCCCCAAGCCUUCCAUAUCUUCCACAUCAACACUCGUAGGCUCAUCGUCCCACAACCCUGUCCCCGCCACACAGGUAUUUGCUAGGAAUGCUCUACCCUUGCAUCUUCCCAAACUAGAUGCUUACCUUGCUUCGUUACCAAAACCUCCGUUCUCUGGCGAGAAAACGUCUUCAAAACCUCUUAUGUUCCCCCCAAUGGAUAAACUAGCAAAUUCAAACCAGUCAUUGGAGGAUAUGGAGAUGAAUUCUAAGAUACCACCGUUUUGGCGGAAUAGGAAAACAUCGCUCGGUGCCGCAGUCAGCCUUUUUAUGGGUCUGACUGGAUCUAGCGCUAUUGCUACUUACUACAGUCUCCAGGGAGUUGUUAACACUGUUCAGGUGUUUGCACUCAUACUGAGCACUUUCGUACCUGUGACGGGCGAGGAUCUAGCAAAUGAAUGGAGGACGCUUUUCCUCGGUACUAUUCCCAAUGUCCUUGCUCUGAAUUUCGCGUCCACUUUGACGCAGUCGCUCAUAUUCUUGGUCAUCUUUAUGAUCAUCGCAAGCGGGUUGCUCUAUUACUUUCAACAGCGCGCGCGCCAUUGCGACCGCUAUAAUCGACUGGAAGGUUUGCAGAAGCGAAGUAAAGGAAAGCAUUGGAGAACCGUUGUUGUAACUUUCCUCCUCACGGUGAUUUACCUGCCAAUGAGUAUCAUGGCGAUACAUGUUCUAGUAUGGUCCGACGAUCUCUGGGUGGUCCCAAAUCCUUAUGUCAACGCUACUUCUUUCCCACCUGUCGUAGCUCCCCUUGGGCCUACAAGUGAAUAUCGCGAUCCUUUGGAUUUCUGCUGGACUACAACGAUGAAGAAAGAUGAAAUCAAUUAUGCUCCUGUACUGAUCAUCCUUUCCGCAAUAGUUGUGGGCAUGUUAUCGAUAACCUUUCCGAUAAUGUUGCGACGCGUCAUCAAGCACUCCGUUCCCCGUGUCGAUCGAUUCACUGAGUUAGGUCGCCCGCGGACAAAGGCGGACAUGGACGUGGAAUACCAUCGCGUCCUCUCCCGAGAUCAGAACCCAUUCGUCUUCUUAUACUCAGGUUUUCGUAGGGGCUGGGGAACCUACGAGUCCACCUACCUAUUCGCGAAACUAAGCACGCUAGUCAUAGUUGCGGUCAUCGAUCCUGAUAAUUGUCUAUUCCGCUCUGCCUCUCGCACCGUGACACCCAUUGUACGCCAAGUGUUGCUACUUGUCUGCACCUUUGGAUUCUUCCUCGCACAAUGUUUCCUCGGUCCUUUCCUUGACCCCACCAACAACGCCGGCGAGUGGGUAUCACGUAUGAACUAUUUGUCAACCUCCCUAGUUGCCUUAUUAGUCGCCUUGGAUGUUCCCGGAACUGACAUCCUCAACAGCUAUGUGCUUUAUGUUAUAUAUAUAGUAACUUAUGGUUUAACAUUUUAUUUCACUAUAAUAAAUCUAUCCCCAAUACGGCGUUUCGUGAAACGAAUUACUCGGCGUAUCGAUUUUAGCAUCGAUGUUUUCUCCCCGCGCCUCGCUAUAUCGUACCUAUCUCCACACGUAAAACGAAGAAUCUGGCAAGAAUCUAUCACUACCCUUAUCCUCACAAGUCCAGAAUGCAAGAUUCCCUCGAAACAGACCAUGACAUUUGCGCAAGCCCUCGAUUUCGAAUUUCCUCCGUAUCUAUUAGGUUUCGCUGGUUCGCCUGGUGAGAGACAUGUGGAAAAUUUGAAGAUCCUCCGCGAAAUCGGUUCACUCGAAUAUCGUAAAGCUGCUACUCUAAUUUCAGGUCCUGAUUUUGCACGAUACAGGCGUGUCGAGGCAGAAAUCCAGAAUCAUUUUAUCGGGCCCGAUUCUUAUUGGAAAGAUCCCGACGAUACGGUAGUUCCAGGAUGUUCGGGCUCUUUUGGCAACGCUUGGUUUAUUCCAUUUCCACCGACCGUGGUUAUGCGCUACGAUAACGGUAAACUAGUCGUUCUCCGAAAUCUCAGGAAAUUGGAGGAAUAUGUUGCUCAAAAUUCCUCCCGUCAAAUUCAGCGGAAACGUGAGGUUCGGAUGGCUCUGAGGGCUCUUGAAGGGCAGACGGUACGGUGGCCUUAUAACCAUAUCUCUUCCAUCGGGGCCCAAUACCUUUGUUGCUGUUUCAGACAAAGAUACAAUGCCGACAUGUCUGUUCAUUAUGAUACUUGUGUCCUUCGAAUCAAACGCAACGGAUAUCUCACCUGGGACAAAACUCAACUGGGAAGCGGAUUUCAAGUACAGUUAAAUUACGACAGGAAGGUUGUUUUAGAUGGCGAUCUGAUUGGAUUAACUGAAGAUUUUGAGCUGACUCCUCCACUUGCUCACUUCUUGGCGUUGAACGAAGACGUGAUCUUCUCAAGAUUGGGAAAGCUGGAAGCUCUCAUUUCCUCUUAUCGACGGCAUCACCAAGUAGAAUGUCGCCGCAAAACGCAAGUCUUGAGCUACCAAUUCUUACCAAAUGUAUAUGACCACCCUCGUUCUACGACAAGGCUAGCACGAAGCGCUUUCGAGUUCGAACGCGACCUUCGAGUCCGACAGCUCCUGGUAGGCAGUGACGAGAUAUUCGAAACUGCUUAUGCUCGGUUAUCCGCUGUGUCCACUACAGAGACUGCUACCUGGUGGUACAUAUUCUGGGAUGAUCUAUGGCGAAGGAAUCACGGUACAAUCUCUAACCUCCAGUUACACGAGGUUGAUUUCAAUCCAUAUUACCCAACAUCGAUCGCGUAUACUCCCUUGUCUCGCCCCAUUUUGGAGUCGUUUUUGAUACAGCGUGGUUUGCUGUCUACGCCCUCCAAACGAGGGGAUUUCUUCUAUUGUGGAUUUUUGAAUAAGUUAUACCUUCGCUUGAAUGAAACGGCCUUCCGUGGAUCCAGUAAAGUUAUUCUAUUUCACCUUGGGGACGACAAAUCUGAACUUGAUAUGGAUGGCGUCGAUCUUGAAAUACAAUUGGAAGGUUUAUCUUCCAUGCUGGGGACUGGUGGUGGAACGGAUCAUGAUGAUUCUUCUAUCAUUGUGCGCCCGGAAUACAAAUGGGAAGGUGUUUUGACGGAUACCCUCCAGCACCAUCGAUGGCGAAGGAAGAAUUUCUUCUCUAAACUCGGAGCUUGGUUCGGUAUCACCCCUCUGUGGAGGGCUGGUGCAAUUUCCCCCGGUGUCGCAAUUGACGUUCGGUUGCAGAAUGGACGGUAUAUCUUACUUGACGAUGUACAUUCUUAAAUUUGUAGUAUUUGGUAGAAUCAUACAUACAAAAUCAAUCUCAAUUAGGUUAGGGUUUUGCCCU